Grammomys surdaster is the source of this 1195-nucleotide messenger RNA. It is a transcript of the gene Adat2, whose product is annotated as adenosine deaminase tRNA specific 2. The record is from RefSeq and is a predicted model, not a curated record. The coding region runs from base 39 to 614 and encodes 191 amino acids. Gene Ontology annotation, cellular component: cytoplasm; nucleus. Gene Ontology annotation, molecular function: tRNA-specific adenosine-34 deaminase activity; zinc ion binding. NCBI's taxonomy places the organism in Eukaryota, Metazoa, Chordata, Mammalia, Rodentia, Muridae. The transcript is spliced from 6 exons. Gene Ontology annotation, biological process: tRNA wobble adenosine to inosine editing.
UCCUCUAGUUCCUUGGCUCGGCGUCUCUUCGUGGCGAUAUGGAGGAGAAAGUGGAGUCCACCACUGCUCCAGGCGUCUCGUGCGUUGUGUCGGUACAGGAGACCGAAAAGUGGAUGGAGGAAGCAAUGCGAAUGGCCAAAGAAGCACUAGAAAAUAUUGAAGUUCCUGUUGGCUGCCUUAUGGUCUAUAACAAUGAAGUUGUGGGGAAGGGAAGAAAUGAAGUGAAUCAAACAAAAAACGCUACUCGGCAUGCUGAAAUGGUGGCCAUUGAUCAGGUCCUAGAUUGGUGUCAUCGACAUGGACAGAGCCCUUCCAUGGUAUUCGAACACACGGUGUUGUACGUCACUGUGGAGCCGUGUAUCAUGUGUGCUGCUGCCCUGCGCCUUAUGAAAAUCCCGCUGGUCGUCUAUGGCUGUCAAAAUGAACGGUUUGGUGGUUGUGGUUCCAUCCUAAACAUUGCCUCUGCUGACCUACCCAAUACUGGGAGACCGUUUCAGUGCAUCCCUGGGUACCGUGCUGAGGAGGCUGUGGAGCUCCUAAAGACCUUCUACAAACAGGAAAACCCAAAUGCGCCAAAAUCAAAAGUUCGGAAAAAGGAUUGUCAGAAAUCCUGAUGUUGUAAUGAUCAAAGACUAGUACCUUUUGGAGAUCUGGACAGAGUUCCUGACUGAGAGCCACUGGCAUCGCUGGUCACGUUUAUGUUAUUACUGUGUGUGAAAACGGUGUCUCUCCUCAUUUGCUCUGUUAAGGAAACAAAUUAGCUUUUUAAAAACAGUCUGACCAUGUAAACAGCUAUUAGCUCUUCCACCAAGCUGAAAGAAUAUUUCCAGGAAGGGGAAGGAUUAAGGUUUGUGGUCCCAGAGAUGUGCAAGCAGGGCCUGCCCUUCAUGAAGCUCUUUGUGGCUGUGGAGGUGGCCAAGUGGUAAAAUGCUUGCCAUGCAACCAUGAGGAUUGGGUCCCCAUCAGUGCUAGGUGGGCUUAGUGGCCUGCCUGUAAUUCCAGUGCAUGGAAAACAGAUGGGCUUCCAAGAUCCCAAAGCAAGCUGACUAGAUAGGUUAGCCCUUACCUCGGUGUCAACCUUAGGCGUCACAUGUCCACACGCACCCCCCCACACACAACCCAAAUGCAAGCGUUGACACACAUGACACCAUAUAUGUACACAUGCCAAAAAAAAAAAAGACAAAUCUUUGGAAGA